This is a messenger RNA of Paecilomyces variotii, 1703 nucleotides long. RefSeq lists its product as hypothetical. The transcript is spliced from 7 exons. Bases 277 to 1458 code for a protein of 393 amino acids. Lineage: Eukaryota; Fungi; Ascomycota; Eurotiomycetes; Eurotiales; Thermoascaceae. The record is from RefSeq and is a predicted model, not a curated record.
UCCGGCUAAUGAGAUCAAAUGCAGAUCAUCAAGUCGCAAUACCACUUUUUUUGGACAAUAAGCUAGAGCUGCUCCUCCCCGUCCAUCAGCCCUGCCCCAGUCCUUGCACCGGAGAAAUGGCCCCCAAAUCUAUAUGCAACUAGUCCAUCAGAUGAAGUGGUGAAGUGUCGUAGACAGCCACAAUGCAGAUCGCAAAGUAAGAUGUUCGCUUUUUUAAACUAUCCAUGACUGCCCCUCUCCGCUGUCAUUCAGAAUUAACCACUGUAUCUGUCAACCAUGGCCUCGUCCCUGACGCCAGAGGAAAUUGCCUAUUACAAGGCGCAUGCCAGUGACAACUUGUCGCCAAAUGAAAUCGCUACAGAUGUGAUCGGGUUUAUUGUCGCCUUUACGGCAGUCAUCCUCAGAGUAAUUGCUCGUCGGCGAUCUAGGAAGCAGUGGGGAUUUGGCGCAGAUGACUGGAUGAUCGUGGCUGCUAUGUUCCCACUGACGGGGUACACAAUCUUGCUGGCUUUAUCGAUAGCCAAUGGCGAAGGACGACAUAUCAUCUUCCUCAAAAACCCCAAAGCCUUCAUCCAGGAAUAUGUCGCGGCCAUUGUCUGCUAUUCCGUCGGCGUCAUGCUGACCAAGAUUUCGAUCCUGCUCUACUAUCAUCGUCUCUUCCAAUCGGUGACCCUAUCAUGGGUCAUAGGGGCAGUUGUGGUCGCCUACAAUCUGGCCGUGAUAUUCGUCGCCGCCUUCGAAUGUAUCCCACUGUCUAGUAUGUGGACAGGACAACCUGGGAAGUGUAUAGCUACGAAAGUUCCUUUUACGAUACUGGCGGUCAUGAACACAUUGACGGAUAUCGCUAUAUUGACUCUUCCUGUUCGCUAUGUGUGUAAAUUGCGCAUGCGGACGACGCGCAAGGUCCAGGUGCUCGCUAUUUUCAUGUUGGGAGGACUCGUUACAAUCUUUGGUAUCAUUCGAGCCGUUGCAGUCGGCACGUCCAAAUCAACGGAUCCGACCUACAGCGCGGUCUAUGAAGGAAUCUGGUCAUACACCGAAAUGUGUGUCGGUGUGGUCGCCGCUUGCCUACCUACUUUAGGCCCUCUUGUCAGAAGCGGACAGUCAGGAAGCACGGGGAGAAGCCUCUCACUUAAAUUCCUGACCCCUUCUCUACGGACAUGGCGUAUGUCAGCAUCUCAGAAUCGAGCAAGCGCUUCGAUAGACGACAAAGCGAGCUGGAAAUUGCAUGGCUGGCCGUCAUCCCAGGAUGGACAACAGGACUUCUCCAGCACGGUGCAUGCCAAUCCAUCAUCUCUCGAGGAAGCAAAAGAGAGAGGAGGAUCGUCGGAUAAUGAUAGUGGGGUGAAUUUCACGGUAGUUGUGUCGCCUGAAGAAGAAGGUGUCGCACGAACAGUAUCUCCGCCUCUUGAGAUUCGUGUCAAAAGAGGCCUUCAUCAGUCUUUUGAUCAUGUAUAGAAACUUUUAUUUGCACAAGUCAUUCUAUGAUACCACUUUAACGAGAUGGGUUUCCCUGGGAAGGAAAGGUUUCUUGGUUGUCAGUUUAGUACUUCUGUUAUUUCCGCCUGAUUUUCUUGUUUCAUAAGGUAUAUUGUCCAAGGGUACAUGGUGUUUUCGGCUGUUAUUCUUCAUGCUGGUUACAGCGACUGUACAUACAACCUGAGCCAUCGUUGAUUAGCCAAUCCGAGUUCUUACAAGAUCAU